GCAAGUGAAGAUGUUAAAGAUAUCUUUGCCAGAGCAAGAAAUGGAAAAUACAGAGUUCUGAAAAUAUCUAUUGAAAAUGAGAAACUUGUGAUUGGAUCAUGUAGGCAGCCUUCAGACGCCUGGGAUAAGGAUUAUGAUUCCUUUGUUUUACCCCUGUUGGAGGACAAACAACCAUGCUAUAUAUUAUUCAGAUUAGAUUCUCAGAACGCCCAGGGAUAUGAAUGGAUAUUCAUUGCGUGGUCUCCAGACCAUUCUCAUGUUCGUCAAAAAAUGUUGUAUGCAGCAACAAGAGCAACUCUGAAAAAGGAGUUUGGGGGUGGCCACAUUAAGGACGAAUUAUUUGGAACAGUAAAGGAAGAUGUAUCAUUACAUGGAUAUAAAAAAUACCUGCUGUCACAGUCUUCUCCUGCCCCACUGACUGCAGCUGAGGAAGAAUUACGACAGAUUAAAAUUAAUGAGGUACAAACUGACGUGAGUGUGGACACGAAGCAUCAAACACUACAAGGAGUAGCAUUUCCUAUUUCUCGAGAAGCUUUUCAGGCCUUGGAAAAAUUGAAUAACAGACAGCUCAACUACGUGCAGUUGGAAAUAGAUAUAAAAAAUGAAAUUAUAAUUUUGGCCAACACAAUAAAUACAGAACUGAAAGAUUUGCCAAAGAGGAUUCCCAAGGAUUCAGCACGCUACCAUUUCUUUCUGUAUAAACAUACCCAUGAAGGAGACUAUUUGGAGUCUAUAGUUUUUAUUUAUUCAAUGCCUGGAUACACAUGCAGUAUAAGAGAACGAAUGCUGUAUUCUAGCUGCAAGAGCCCUUUGCUAGAAAUCGUAGAAAGACAGCUACAAAUGGAUGUCAUUAGAAAGAUCGAGAUAGAUGACGGGGAUGAGCUGACUGCAGACUUCCUUUAUGAAGAAGUCCACCCCAAGCAGCACGCACAUAAGCAGAGUUUUGCAAAACCAAAAGGUCCUCCAGGGAAAAGAGGAAUUCGAAGACUAAUUAGGGGUCCGGCUGAAACUGAAGCCACUACUGAUUAAAAUUAUGAUAUUAGCUAUUACAAUACUAGUUUUUUAAAAGUCCAGCUUUUAGUACAGGAGAACUGAAAUCAUUCCAUGUUGAUAAAUAGUGGGGGAAAAAUUGUACUUUUUGAAAAUUAGCACUUUUCACUUCUGUGUGUUUUUAAAGUUAAUGUAAUAGAAGACUCAUGGUUUCUAAUUUUGAGUUAAAGCUAGAAAAGGGUUUGACGUCAUGAUGUUUAAUUUCGUCACAGUUUUCAUAACGAUGAUUCCACACUUUCACAUAAUUCUUAAAAUUUUAUACAGUUGGGCCAAUUUCAGAGAGUCUAAUGUCUAAAAGUAAGAUGCAAUUCUUAUUACUCUUUAGUGAGGCAUCUUUUUUUUUUUUUAAGGGAGAGAGAAAGACCUUAAAAUAUUCAUUCCACUUAAUGAAUAUGUUAGGGACCAGGAUAGAUUAUUUUCUAAGCUGAAAGCUUCACGUGCCUAGGAAAAGCGGGAACGUUGCUCACCAUGAGGAGCAGUGCUUGCUCAGACCUUGGGGUCGUGUCUGCUCACUUUGAGAACCAGUGGUUUAUUGCAGCAGUCUUUUCUGUUUGACUUCUUUGGUUUUUUAAAUGGCAUUAAAAUUUCAGAAGAUCAGCUCACUCUGAAGCCUAAAGGGUACCAGAUAUUUUCUAUACUGCAGGAUUUCUGAUGACUUUGAAAGACACAUUUAAACAGCUUUAGGAAACUCUCUUUCCAGUGCUUGAAGCAUUUUCCAUUUCAAAAGUAAGUCAUUUCAUGUAAGUAGUGUGAGGCCAAAUAUUUAUGUUCAGUUGAAUAUUAAUAUUAUUCAAAAGCAAACAAACUAAAGGCAAUGUAGAAAAAGUUUUAAACAUCAAGAUUGAUUUUUCUCCAACACCGUAUUUAUAGGCAAAUUGUGUUUUUUGUCACUUUUGGGCAAAUACUCAGAUUUAACAGAAUUCUUUUAAACUCCUAGUGCUCAUCAGUGUAACACAGAUAAGCACUUAAGAAUCUUGUUUCAAUUUAUAUCUUAUUUCAAAACACAUUUAACUGUUUUCUAAAGCUUUGCAUUUUCGGUUACAACCUACAGAGAUUUUGAGCCUCAUUUUCUUUGCUACUUGAAGUAGUAGGGGCUGGAACACUUUGUCAUGUUGAAUCCGGUAAACCUGCUGCCAGAGCCAUCAUUUUGAGGAGUUUUCUAAGUGAACCGUGGGGAUCCAGGACUUAGAAUUUCUUGAUCUAAACGUUGUGCUGCAUAAAACAAAUAUCAGAAAUGCACAUUCAUAGUAUAAAAUAUGAAACACUCAUUUUUACACUUUAUUAUCUAAGGUAAUAUAUGCACCUUUCAGAAACUCAAUGUGUGUUCAAGUAAAGCACGUUAGAGUAAUUAUUUUAUUAUGCGUUGACAGAUUGUUUUACCCCCUAGAAUUAAGAGUAUUUGUGUGAGGUUUUGUUUGUUUACAGAUAAUCAGACUAUAAUAUUUAAACAUGCAGACUAAUUGGCAGUAACGUUGCACUUGUUUAUGAAAGAUACACUUUACGUUUUUCUGUGGGUGCACGUGGGCGCGUGCACACACACACACAAACACACACACUACUGCAUUGAGUCCUGGAUUUGUGUUGUCUAUCAUAGACCAAGCUGCUGAAGCUGUUACUUUCAGUGAGGAAGAAUGUUAACCUGUCUUGAAGGCAUAAAAUAAUUUAGUAGUGGGUCCAUGUGCAAUUAUACCCUUAACUUCUACUACACUACAUGAAAGUUAAGUGGACAUUCCAGAAUUUAGAUGUGAUUAUGUAAUCUUUAAUUACUAUUAAACCAAUGAUUGUUGGAAAUCAGUGAUGCAUUUGUGAUAGAGUGUAACCCGUCGUUUACAGUAUGUUUCAGGUGAUGUCAUAACAAUAGAAGGUGAAUAAAAUAUUCCCAGUAAAUUUAUAUAGCAGUGGAGAAUUACAUGCCUUCUGUGGACAUUUUAUAAGUACAUUUUAUAUCGCAAUAAAAUUUUUUCUCUUUAAAUUGUGUACUAA
Messenger RNA from Vicugna pacos (alpaca), 3033 nucleotides. The record is from RefSeq and is a predicted model, not a curated record. NCBI's taxonomy places the organism in Eukaryota, Metazoa, Chordata, Mammalia, Artiodactyla, Camelidae.